This is a messenger RNA of Brettanomyces nanus, 573 nucleotides long. RefSeq lists its product as uncharacterized. Bases 1 to 573 code for a protein of 190 amino acids. Lineage: Eukaryota; Fungi; Ascomycota; Pichiomycetes; Pichiales; Pichiaceae. Gene Ontology annotation, cellular component: nucleolus; preribosome, large subunit precursor. Gene Ontology annotation, biological process: intracellular mRNA localization; ribosomal large subunit biogenesis. The transcript has a single exon. Gene Ontology annotation, molecular function: mRNA binding. The record is from RefSeq and is a predicted model, not a curated record.
AUGAAAACGGUGACUCCGGAAUUGCGGGAGGAUUCUGAAGCCCGUAACCUACUGAUGUCGCAUUCCAAGCUAACCCCGAAAUCUACAAAACGAAUCAUGAAGGGUAAAGAGUUGAAGAAGCACUUGAGAAUAACACAACUUUAUGGAAAGAGACCCAAGGCGAAGAAAUACAGUGAGAAAGAAUUGGAUCUUCCUAUAUUGAAUGAGACUGUUAAUCCAGGUGCUAUCAAAAGGAAGGGUAAAAAAGGUAAGAAAUUUAUUCCAGAUGGAGAUGAUGUGACGAUGAAUAGAUUAAUCAGACAGGUGAAUGAUGACAAGGACAAAGUUUCGGAAUCAAAGUUAGAAAAAUCCAAAAGACUUGAAGAGAUAAGGGAACUCAGGAAGAAGGAGAUUGAUAGGAAAGAUCAAAGAAAGAAGGAUGAAUUGGAGGUUGUUAAAGAUGAGCUCAGAUCCAAGGCUUCGCUGGCUCGUUCAGUUAGAAGAAAAAAUGCUAAAUUGAAGAGACAAGGUGACGAGAGUGUUGCCAACGACGAUGACGAGAAGAAUAAGAAGAAGAAGGUUUCAUUUGCAUGA